CAUUUCGAUGUAUCCCAUUUGCUGAAGCUUUGGUGAACUUGAAUUCGUGCAUGAUGGAAAUGUGCGGCCCGUGGCCUUCCGUACUGCUGAUGUCGAUUGUCAUCAGCUCACCAGCAGUCCCGGAGGCAAAAGAAGUCCGAGUGUCGCCCAAAGUGACUGGAUACGUUGGGCAUAACGUCAUCCUGCCCUGCCACUUCGUCAAAGGAUCCUCAGAGUCCGUUGUCACCCAGACCACGUGGGAGAAGACGACCCGAGACAAGCGGGUGCCUGUUGUAGUUUCACACCCGGAUCAUGGAGUUAGUAUUUCGAACACGACUCUUAAAGGGAGGGUUGAGUUAGUAAACACUUCCGAAGAUGAAUUCUCUUUGCUCAUCAGAGACACGGUAAUGGCGGACGCAGGGGAGUUCAUCUGCAAUCUAGCAGCUUACCCCAUGGGUGGAGGUAGAGGAACCACGAACCUCACUGUUCUGGACCAGCCGCCUUUGUCCCCAGCCGUGUUGGCCUUGAUCGGGAGCGCCGUCACCGUUCUACUGGUCACUGUGGCAGCCACAGCAUUUCGCUUCUUCUUCAAAACAAGACACCAGACCUCGCUUAACCACGCCGUCCAGAUCGGUAAGCUCAAACCCGUGACCCCAAAAAGCUGCAAGUGUGUCAACGCUUCGUCUCAGACGUGUAGGCUGCUGAAACUUGUCACGGCUUGCUUUGUCUUUUUCCUCAUUCAACCGUGCGCUUUUCCGGAUGCAGGCGGUUCGGCAGCGGAAGCAAGCAGGUCGUCUGUGAUCGUGGGAGAGGAGGAUCUGGUCUACAGCGAGGUCAAGAGGAAGCCACGCAGCAGAGACAAAACCCCCCCAGCCAAUGGCAAUCGCACACACGCCUCCGAGGCCGAUGACGUCAUAUACUCAGGGAUAGCAUACGGAACCGCCCCCCGCACACAGUGAUGAGACGCAGCCCAAGGUGAUAAAGAAGCAUCCUCUCUGUCGGGUCGCGGGGAUGCUGGAGCCUAUCCCAGCAGCCACCGGGCGGCAGGCGGGGAGACACCCCGGACAGGCCGCCAGGCCAUCACGGGGUCGACACACACACAGCCACACCUAGGGACACUGCAGUACGGCCGAUUCACCUGACCCACAUGGCUUUGGACACAGACGACGACCCGGGACGACCCCCGAGGUUGGACUACCCCGGCGCUCGAACCCAGGACCUUCUUGCUGUGAGCUGACCGUGCGAACCACUGCGCCACCGUGCCGCCCUUCACACAUU
Molecule: messenger RNA, 1257 nt
Organism: Lampris incognitus (smalleye Pacific opah)
Lineage: Eukaryota; Metazoa; Chordata; Actinopteri; Lampriformes; Lampridae
Exons: 6
Coding region: 51-938 (295 amino acids)
Source: RefSeq, a predicted model, not a curated record